AGAAAUCUACCCGAUGUUACCUCCUGAUAGCAGGGGUUCCAGGCUAAACCUUCCUUAUUAAGUAUAAGAUCUGAUAGCUGCUGUACGACCCCUUCGCUUCAAAUGAAAUCCUGUCAUGCCCUCAAGGCGGCAGAUAAUUAAUAAAUGUCCGUUGUACUACAUAGAUAUGCCACAUCCACGAAAUCUUCUCUUGAUUUAAAACAAUCAUCCUCAGAUUGAAGAUGGCCAAUUUGUCACAUUCGAAAAGUAAUGCAUCAACUCAUAAUGACCUGAUAAGUCGCCCUGCUGUCACAACAGUACCUGUAGGAGAUGUCUCGAAUCUUGAAGGCUUGAGCGCAGAUGAAGCUGCACUGACGGCUUUGGGUUAUAAACAAGAGUUCAAACGAGAAUUUUCACUAUGGACAACCUUUUGUGUUUCGUUCGCGGUAUUGGGAUUGCUGCCCAGUUUCGCAAGCACGUUGUAUUACGGGAUGGGAUAUGCUGGUACUGGAGGAAUGGUUUGGGGAUGGUUGAUUAGUUGGUUCUUCAUUCAGUGUGUGGCUAUGGGAAUGGCAGAGUUGUGUUCGAGUAUGCCGACUAGGUGAGUGUUCUUGAAUGAUGUUCAAAAACGAAAAUGCUAAAUUUUUCUAGUGGUGGAUUAUAUUAUGCUGCCGCGGUACUUGCUCCCCCAGGCUGGGGCCCUUUCGCAGCUUGGAUAACAGGAUGGUCCAAUUGGAUGGUACAAAUCACAGGAGCACCAAGUGUGGACUAUGCGCUCGCUGCCAUGGUUCUUGCUGCCGCUUCAAUCACUCAUCCCGAGUAUGAGCCAACCAAUUAUCAGACAUUCCUGUUGACGGUCUUGAUCAUGAUCAUCCAUGCAUGUAUAUCAAGUAUGCCAACAUUAUGGAUUGCGAAGUUCAAUUCGUUUGGAUCGACAUUGAAUAUGAUAGCUUUGUUGGUGGUAAUCAUCAUGAUUCCAACGUCGGUUACUGGGACUGCCACAACGCCUAAAUUCUUCCCUUCGAAGGAGGUCUGGUCCAUUCAGAAUGGCACUGAUUGGCCAGAUGGAGUCGCGGUUUUGAUGUCUUUUAUCGCAAUAAUCUGGACAAUGUCUGGAUAUGAUGCUCCUUUCCAUCUCUCUGAGGAGUGCAGUAACGCCAACGUCGCAGCUCCACGAGCUAUUGUCCUGACUAGUGGGAUCGGAGGUCUUAUGGGAUGGGCUUUGCAACUUGUCGUUGCUUAUACUGUCAUCGAUAUAACCGAAGUUCUUGAUUCCCCACUCGGGCAGCCAUGGGCAUCGUAUCUCGUCCAAGUGAUGCCACAGAAGAUUGCGCUCGCUGUUCUUGCCAUCACUAUCAUGUGCGCAUUCUUCAUGGGCCAAGGAUGCAUGGUGGCCGCCUCCCGCGUAACGUUUGCUUAUGCCCGAGAUGAUUGCUUUCCGUGCUCUUGGUGGAUCAAGAAAAUUAAUCAGUAUACUUAUACUCCAGUCAACGCUGUGUGGUUCAAUACAGUCAUAGGCUGCCUUCUCUUGUUGUUGAUCUUCGGCGGAACCGUAGCCAUUGGCGCGAUCUUCUCCGUCGGCGCUAUCGCAGCUUACGUUGCUUUCACCAUCCCUAUCUUCAUUCGAGUAUUCUUUGUCGGGGACAGAUUUCGACCUGGACCAUGGCAUCUUGGUAAAUUCAGUAAGCCGAUCGGAAUAGCCGCCUCUUCUUUUAUUCUUGUAAUGAUGCCGAUUCUCUGCUUUCCGGCUUAUAAAGGUAAUGACCUUACAGCCUCGUUGAUGAAUUGGACAGUGGCUGUAUACUUCGGUCGUAAGUAUCUCUAGAUUUUGCUUUAUUAUAUCCAUCUUCGGCGGCUAAUAAUGGAUUCAGCGAUGAGUAUGGUAAUGAUCUGGUGGUUUGUGUCAGCACGUAAAUGGUUCAAGGGACCUGUGAUCAAUGUCGAGGUAAAUUACAUACGUCCCAUACCAACAUUCCAGCCACGAAGGCUAACACGGGUAAUCCUAGCAUCAUAUGAUGGGUACAGACCCAGAAGAAAUUGUGGAAGGAGUCGAGGAUAGUUUAGAUGAUGGAAUGAUUAGGCCGAAGUCUUUCGAGGCGAAACGCGAGCUGGCAGGAAUUCGGGCUCCUAUAACCUCUGAAGUGACCCAGUGAAAGUUUCUGGAUCUGCAAGCAUGUUAGCAUUAAUCUAUAUUGAGACAUUAGGAAUGGUAGAUGUACAUUGGCCCUUCAAUCGAUGAUUAGUUGUUUUUCUCCUGCAUCAGUUGCAAAAAA
This is a messenger RNA of Sclerotinia trifoliorum, 2252 nucleotides long. The record is from the annotation of a GenBank genome assembly. NCBI's taxonomy places the organism in Eukaryota, Fungi, Ascomycota, Leotiomycetes, Helotiales, Sclerotiniaceae.